This is a messenger RNA of Darwinula stevensoni, 1371 nucleotides long. The record is from the annotation of a GenBank genome assembly. Lineage: Eukaryota; Metazoa; Arthropoda; Ostracoda; Podocopida; Darwinulidae.
UGGCGUUUUUCACUCUAUUAUUUCUUCGUGUUCGGCGGCUUUGUUGCGCUGGCGCUUUGGCUACCGCACUAUUACGUCGAUGUAUACGGUUUGGAUAUCGUCAAGGCUGGGUGGCUUGGCGCAGCCUAUUCCAUUCCCGGUUCGUUGUUCCGGAUCCUUGGCGGCAAACUCUCGGAUACAUACGGCGCGCGCCGGGUCAUGUAUUGGACUUUUGCAGGUUCUUCGGUCGCGCUCUUCUUCCUUGCCUAUCCGGCAACCCACUAUGUGGUGAACGGAAUUGACGGGCCGAUUGAGUUUGACAUUGCUGUAGGCUUCUUACCAUUCAUGGUUUUGACCUUUGUCCUCGGCUUUUUCAUGAGCCUCGGCAAAGCCGCAGUCUACAAGCACAUUCCGGUCUACUAUCCAGGCCGUGUUGGCGCGGUAGGUGGCAUUGUUGGACUUAUUGGCGGACUGGGCGGGUUCAUCCUCCCGAUCGCGUUUGGCUAUCUCAAUGACGUGAUCGGAAUCUGGACCAGUUGUUUCAUGCUCCUGUUCCUGAUCUCAACAAUUAGCCUCGUCUGGAUGCAUUUUGCCAUUCGUGAAAUGGAAAAAAAUUCCCAUCCCGAACUACGACGUCCGCACGAUUUGCCUGAACUUGCUUCCACGAGGCUUGCACCAUCCGGAGAAGCUGGGCUGGCAGCCAAGGGGGCUUCCUACCUGCAGCGAUGGGAACCGGAAAAUGAGGCGUUCUGGAAUGAUACCGGCAAGGGUAUCGCCUACCGGACGCUGAUCAUCACAACGCUCAAUCUGACCAUGGCAUUUAUCCUGUGGUUCGUGGUUUCAGCACUUGUGGUGCGGUUGCCACAGAUCGGCUUCAAGCUGUCGACCGGGCAAUUGUUCUGGCUGGCAGCCAUGCCGGGUCUGGCUGGCGGAUCUCUGCGCCUCAUCCACAUGUUCCUGACGCCGAUGUAUGGGACAAGAACGGUCGUGAGCCUGUCGACGCUCUCACUCCUGAUCCCAGCAGUCGGCUGGUUUUAUGCUGUCCAAGACAUCAACACGCCUUACUGGUGGCUGAUGUUCCUGGCUUUCCUCGCCGGCCUUGGCGGCGGAAACUUCUCAUCCUUCAUGCCGUCCACCAGUCUGUUCUUCCCCAAGCGGAUGCAGGGAACAGCGCUCGCCAUUCAGGCGGGCAUCGGAAACUUCGGCGUCUCGGUUGUCCAGUUCUUGACCCCUUGGGUGAUCUCGUUCGCACUUAUGGGCAGCGCGGCUUUUAUGGGCGGAUCGCAGACCCUGACGAAGGGUGCCGUCACCAGUCAGGUUUGGCUGCAAAACGCCACCGCAAUUUACAUUCCCUUCAUCGUCGUUUUUGGCAUCACUGGCUGGCUCAUGCUG